ACUGUGUGUUGUUUUCUUUGUCUGAGCUGUUGGAGGCAGGUGGAGGAUCGAUCGGUGUCUCUGAUUGGCUGUUCCUUCUGUCAGUCAUGUGAUCAGUUGAAGCAGGAAGACUUCACUUGGCUCCUGAACAGGUACAGGAAGUGACUCCACCAACAGGAAGUGACGUCACAUGUUUGAGGAAGUGGACAGACUGGUCCUGCAGCAGCAGCAUGAGCUGAUCUUGUGGUCAGAGUGACAGGAAACAGACGAGUCGUCGCACAGAGACAGAAAGACAGAGUGAACGAUGGGACUGAAGACGCUGCUGCUCGUCUCGCUGCUGCUCGCCGCCCUGGAGCUGAGUUUGGCGGCGGGCGUCCAUCUUGUCCGCUCCAUGCCCGGUUCUCCUCUGAACAUCAGCACGGACGACCGCGGCCUCCAGCAGGUGGUGCUCGCCGCCACCUACUCCUUCAACAACCAAUCAAACGACGCCUUCCUCUUCAAACCCUCGGCCAUCACCAGAGCACAGCGACAGAUUGUUAAAGGGCUUCGCUACAUCGUGGAUUUGGAGAUUUCCAGAACCGUCUGUCGUAAACGAGACCACAACAACAACCUGUCCAAGUGUGACCUCCAGCCUAAAGGUCGUCUGCACCAGACGUUUCACUGUCACUUUGAGGUUUGGUUGAUUCCCUGGGAGAAUGAGACCAACGUCCAGGUGUUCCUCUGUAAAUCCUGAAACCUCCAGGUCCCACUGAGUCCACCUGAUGGAGUUUAACUGUGGCAGUGACACCUCCACCUGUCCACCUGUCUACCUGUCCACUACCUGUCCACCUGUCUGAGCUGCUGCUCUACAUCUGUAAAAUAAAUCUUUCUCACCUUUUCGCUUGAAAUAAAACCAACAUGUGUGUAGACUCGUGCA
Messenger RNA from Lates calcarifer (barramundi perch), 895 nucleotides. RefSeq names its product cystatin-F. NCBI's taxonomy places the organism in Eukaryota, Metazoa, Chordata, Actinopteri, Centropomidae. Gene Ontology annotation, molecular function: cysteine-type endopeptidase inhibitor activity. Bases 284 to 712 code for a protein of 142 amino acids. Gene Ontology annotation, cellular component: endoplasmic reticulum; late endosome; Golgi apparatus. Gene Ontology annotation, biological process: negative regulation of microglial cell activation; immune response; positive regulation of myelination. The record is from RefSeq and is a predicted model, not a curated record. The transcript has 4 exons.